UGACCGGUAACGUUUGGGGCGUUUCGGUCAGCCGCGGUCGCGGGCAAUCGGAAAACGAGCGGCUGAAACCGACUAGGUUACGUUAUCACGUCAGUCAUGCCACAUGGUUGAAACCGUACCGCGGCGGUGACAAGUCGUGUAGGUAUAUACUACUGCUGUUUUCGCGUGUGGCGUGGUGGGACGACGUAUUGGCACUCGAACGAUGAUCGGAAAAUCCGUACGGGAAAUUUGGAAAACAUUUACCUACUGAAUGAAAAUAAAAAAAAAAACCAUCUCGUGCGUUCGCUCAUAAUUACAUAAUAACGCAGAUCAAAAUAACUAUAUUCUAUUCCUCACCCGAAUAUUAAUCAUAUCAUAGAACGUUUUUGUGCCGACGCGACGCAGAGGAUCGCCCAGGAAAACCAUUUGGCACUUGAAAAAAAAUCCGUUUGGAGUGAAUACGAGCUACGAACUCUUACAUAUAUAAAAUUGAGAACUCGAACAACCACAUCAAUAUAAUUGUAUCAUAAAUCAAACGAAAAAAAUUUAAUAUUAAUGGUGUGAUAAAAAUGUAUACACUCUUCAAUAUGCACGUCAUCGUCAUGCCAAUAUAGACGAUGACCGUAUUGAUGUACAACAGUUGACAGCCACUUCUUGAACAAUUAUGGACGGCGGCCACUCUGUCGUCAACGAUACGUCCAACAGCACGCUAGCCGUCGACGAGUAUGACUACUCGGCGCGACCGGAAACGUACAUAGUUCCGGUACUGUUCGCGUUCAUAUUUUUCGUGGGAACCAUCGGAAAUGGAUCUCUGGUGUUGAUAUUCAUCCGGCACAGGCACAUGAUCAACGUGCCGAACAUAUACAUACUCAGUCUGGCGCUGGGCGAUCUUCUGGUCCUGUUGAGCUGCAUACCGUUCACGUCUACCGUCUACACGGUGCCGUCGUGGCCGUUCGGUUUGACCAUCUGCAAGGUGUCAGAGACCACCAAGGACAUAUCGAUCGGCGUGACCGUGUUCACGCUGACCGCCCUGAGCGCUGACCGGUUCUUCGCCAUCGUGGACCCGAUGCGCAAGCUGCACGCCUCCGUGGGCGGCCGCCGGGCCACCAAGUUCACCGUCACCGUGGCCGUGACCAUAUGGUGCCUGGCGAUAGCGUGCGCCUUGCCCGCGGCCACCAACUCGUACGUCCGGCAGUUCCGGCAGGACAACGUGACGCUGUUCGAGGUGUGCUAUCCGUACGCCGAGGAACUGGGACCGGCCUAUCCGCGGAUCAUCGUCGUCGUCCGGUUCCUCGUCUACUACGUGGUGCCGCUGUCCGCCAUUGCGUGCUUCUACACCAUGAUGGCGCGGCACCUCAUCAACAGCACCAGAAACAUGCCCGGCGAGGUCCAGGGACAGAUGCGUCAAGUCCGGGCCCGGAAGAAAGUGGCCAAGACCGUGAUGGCGUUCGUGCUGGUGUUCGCCGUGUGCUUCCUGCCCUAUCACAUGUUCAACCUGUGGUUCUACCUGAACCCCAAGUCCCAGGACGAGUACAACUUGUUCUGGCACGUGUUGCGCAUCGUCGGCUUCUGCCUGUGCUACAGCAACUCGUGCAUCAAUCCCAUCGCGCUCUACCUGGUCAGUGGCACGUUCCGCAAGCACUUCGACCGGCAGCUGUUCUGGUGGAUCGUCAAGUCGCAGGGCGGCACGGUCACCGAGUCCAAGAACGGCUACAUGCGCCGGAAGAACGGCACCCGGGAGAUGGACCGGAUCACCAUCAACGAUUCGACCACCAUGGGCAACGUGCAGAUGAGCACGUUCGCCAAGCGGGCCGCGGACCACACCACCACCACGGCCACCACGGUGCUCAUCUGUGCCGGGCUCAACGACGCCAACACCAUUAUAUAGGUACUAUUUUGAUCUGAGAGCCUUUCAUGUCUGCAAAUUGUGCAAAUUAUCUCAUAGUUGUCCAUAACGCGAAACUACUACAUGACGUUCAGAAUAAACGAAAACAGCUUGAUUCCGGAUUCGUGAUAAUACAAUAACAAUAUUAACAUUGUGUGUUUAAAUGUUUAAAUUCGGAUAGUGUUUGCUCUGCGAAAUCUGAUUCAAUGGCGUGUGCGGUGUACCUACCUAUUAAUUUUGAAUUUUAUGCGUUCAAAUCAUCCGUGAAAUUGUUUAACCUUUUCAUAACUCAUUUUUAAAUACAUUUAUAAUAACUGUUAUAAGAUUAUUUUUUCAAGUGUAUUUAAUGUCGACCGACCGUUUUUUUAAAUUAUAUACAACAGACUACUAUAAUAAACUAAUAAUUAUAAUAUAAAAUAAAUAUAAAUAACACUAAUAAAUGAUAAACUUUUAAAACAAUAUAAGACCAAAAUACGUCGUCACAGCACCAGAUGAUGCGAUAAUAAUUUUUUUUUUAUCCUUUUUCUGCGCUUAUAUUCUGUUGACGUUAUGUUUUAUCCACCAAAUUCGGGUAUUUAAUUUUUAUAAUUAAUUGCAACGCAAACAUUAACAAAUUUUAUAUGUGAACUAACCGUAGGGUAAGAAUAAAUAAUGUAUCAACUGUAUUGGUUGUAACCAACCGGUAAUUUUGGAUUAAAUUCUAAAAAUUUUCUGUGAAAAAUAUUAACACGUUUUUGACGUAGGUACUAUAAUAUACGCGUACAGCGUACACUCACAUUUUCCGUGUCGUUUUUCUGUGAGUUCGGUCACCUACAAACAAAGAAAAAAAAAAUACAUCCGUAACGAUAGUAAUCUAAUAGCGAUUGAAAUUCUGUCAAAAACCGGAAUGAUGAUAUUGAUAAAAGUGUAAAAUAUCUGAAUUCAACUGCUGUAAAAGUUAACGAUGCAGAAGAUAAUAUUCGUGUCUCGUUCAAAAACAGAGACAGUGUUCACAGCUAACACCGUAAAUUUGUUUUCAUUCUGAUAGCCAUGAAUGUAUUAUACGUAUUUAUUUUAUAAUGAGCUUUUUUUUCUGCAAUUUACUACAACAGUGUUUCUGUCCAUUUCUACAGGUCUGUAUUAUUAUAAUGAGUAUAUUUUUUGGCCACUCAGAGACGGCUAGCUGUAUCAGUGAUUAACAUUUGCAUAUAAAUAUAUAAUUGCGCCCAUAAAAUAUAGCUAGCACUGCGUAUUUGUGUACCAUUUAAGUUAACAUAAUGUAGGAGUUACGACUUUUGAGGAAAUCGUUUAAUUUAUUUAAUUUUCUCGUUACCAUUUAAAUUACAAAUUAUUUCUCGUUUCUACCUAAAUUCUACAGACGAUGAUUUUCGAUUGUCAUUUUGAGUUUUUUUCGAAAUUUAUAAUCGAGGGACUUUAUUAUUUUGAAAUACUUGCAAAAAGCCACACGAUAAAAGAAAUAUGAUACAUUAUUAAUAAUAUUAUACUUUAACAAGCCAGAAAUCUAUAAUACAAAACGUAUAUUAUGUUUAUUGUUAUAAAAUAUGUACGAAUGGACUUCAAUUAAAAUUAAUAUUUAAUAUCGCAUUAAUUUUAUUUUUUUAAUAUGCGGCUGAUGUUAAAUAGUUGCUGUCUUUACCCUCAAUCGUAUCAUAAUUAUCAGAUUGUGGUGAUAAUCCCUAUUGUUAUAUUUUAAUAAGAACAUUUCAAUAAUAAAUUAUUAUAAAUUAUUAUUUUUUUGCGAUUUUAUGUUUUUACAAAAUAUAGAAAAUUCCAUGACGAUAUUUUAACAACGACACUACGUCAUUAUUGUUGGCAUAUUACAAUGUUUCAAUUCCAAGAAUGCUGAUAAAAAAAUGUAUAAAACUAUAAAAUAUACACAGAGAUUCGCCAAGUAUGAUCAUCACGUUGUUUGCUUUAAUAAUGCAUUUAACAGAAACUACUCGUUCGAGUUUUGGUUUAAAUGCACAAACAUUUUCUAAAAAAUCAUCUACAUAUUAAUUUACAGUAAAAAAGGUUGGUACUCGUAUGAUAAAAAAAAGUUUGGACCACAUGACACUCUUUACUCUUCAGAAGGUCACGUGGGGUAAUUAUUACAUCACUCGUUUUAAACUAGGUAUGUUUUAGUGUUAUUUGGGAUAAUGUAAGUGAUGAGAUUUUUAAUAGCUUCUAUUCGUGUGUCAUGAAAAGAUUAAAAAAAAUGCAAAUGUGUUUUUAUUUACGUAUUUAUAUUUAUUUAAAUCAUACAUUUUUAAUUUAAAAUUAAUAAACCUUAAAGAAAAAUGCAUUAUGUUUAAUCAAGGAAAAUGUUUAACAUGCGCAAUGGAUUAGGUAGGUACUCUGAACCCGCGAAAAAAAACUAAAUAUUAAAACAUAGUAUACAAAAUUAAAAUAUUUCAAAACAUGGUCCUUAAUAAACUUAAAAAUUCUAAAAAUCAAUACUUUUAUAAAUGUAUUGUUAAAUAAAGUAAAAUUGAUGUGAACAUGUUUCGUGAAACACCUUUUAGCUAUAUUCGUUUAGGUACACCAACGCCAUUUAUUCAGCUGCAUGUGUAUUGUAUAUUUGUAUGCGGUAUGCACUAACUUAAUGGUUGUUUAUUUAUAUUGCUCCAAUAUUGUAUAUUUUACUAUUAUAACGAUGUAGAUUAUAAAUAUAAUUUUCUCAUGUAAUAUAUUGAAAUUAUAAUAUAUAAUAUAAUAUUAUAAUGUUAUGGGGAUUGCAAAUGGUCGAUUUUUUGAAGGAACACGUUAUAGGGUGCAAUGGUGCAUGCGACACCGAUCGGUUAACUCCGUGGUUUUUUCGCUGAAAAUAAUAUGUACUUACUUCUUUUGUAUUUUUGUAAAUCAUAACGAUCGUUCUGUUUAACAGCAAACACAGAAUAGAGAUUUUAAUUUGUCGUAAAUGGUGAAUGUUAGUUUAUAGUGGGGUUUCCGCAAUUUUAAUUUCUGAAAAUUUAAGAUUUUAAACCUAAUUUUAUUUAGGAAAGGUUAAAAAUGUAAAGUGGAAAAUUCUAUUUCUAGUAAUCUUUAUGACAAAUUGAGAUGUUUUCAGAAAUGUUAUCUAUGUUUAUUAGUUUGAUGAUCGGUACGAUUGAUCAAAAAUGGGGAUAUUUUUAUACUAAACAAUGACUGCUUGCAACCCCCCGACGCCUAUAAAUUAAAACGCAUGAUGUAUAUGAUUGUAUACGCUGUACGUUUAUUGAAGUAUUAUAAUAAAUAAAUGUAAUUAUGUACAAAUAUUGCUUUAUAUAAUUUUUUUUUUGGAAAUAGUUAUUACUAGGUAUACUGCCUACAAUAGCGUUACGUCUGUGCUCAAUUAAUUUUGUAUUUUUUUCUUUACUAUGGUUACCAAUAACAGCUAUUUUUAACUCAUUUGUGAGCAGCGGUCAAACGAAAAUAUAAUAUGACGUCUACGACAAAACAAUAUCUUCAUAUUCCUCUUCAUCACCCUAGCUUACGAUAAAAAGGCCCAACAAAUGUACGCUUUGUAAACUCAAGUGUGGUAACUCGCUACUGCAGCUACUUGGUUAUAUACCCGCACAAAACCAAUAAAGCGAUCCUAAUCGAAUUCUAUACAUAAAAUCAAAAUUAAAAUACCAUCAAAAUGUCUUAAUGUUUGGAGCUCAAAUGUGAUAAAUGUACGCGAUUUAACAUAGUUUAUCUCCCCGUUUUACUGAUAUAUAGUUAUGGCAUUAUGCUGAGCAAAUAAUUUCGGUACCUAUCAUAUCAUGUUAAAACAUUUUAAUGGUGACGAACAAAAUAUAAAAUCUGACGUACGCAUCUCCACGAAAGAAAUAAAAUAAUGGUAAACGAGCAGCUUGAAUGAUUUACAGGCGUCUGUUGACAAAUCAUUUCUAGGCGGACCCCUAUUUAAGUGACACUCGUUGUAACCUAAAUUUAUCGACAGGUUAUUGAAAUCGUAUACAAUAUGUAUGUUUAUAAAUUAUAAUAUAUUUAUUAUACAUAUAACAAGACGUGUACAUGGAGAUAUUUUUCACAUUUCAAGACCAAGCAAUUUUAUUACGUCUUCUAUCACGGGAUAUUGACGAGCGUGUUUCAUUUUAGUUCCAUUAUUUUUUUUAUUUUUUUUUUUGGUCCACAGACAAGUACAUUAUUUCAAAACAUAAUAAUAUAUUACGUCCUACCUCCGACCAAAGUUACCACGUUUACCACAAGUGUUCGUUUCGACGUUGAACCAAUAGCAAUAUUAUUACAUUUUUUUUGGCUAUAAACACUCGUAUGCAUUUAAUAUAUAUUUUGUCAUUCAAUAUUAGGCGCCACUGUAUAAUUUGUGCAAUAUUAUUCAUAAUCUACGUGUGGCAAAGCUUAAUAGAAAAUGAACUAAAAUUACGCUCCCGGUGUUUUCAGAACAAAUCUCAUUUAUUACUAAACCUACAAUACGUGUAUAGAAUUAUUGAUUUUAAUCAUCGUGAGUUAUGGAUUCGGGUAUUCUAAUUUAUUAUGCAAAGGGUUACUUUACCUACAUGUGAACACAAAUAUGAUAUUAAAAACAAUGAAACCAAAACAUAAAAAACAAAAACAAAAACAACGAGAAAUAAAGUCUAUUUUUAAAACCUUAAAUUUUAUUAUAUUAUAUUGUUCAUCAUAUUAUUAUGUUAGGUACAACAUAAAACUUUAAAUGAAAGUAUACAUUUCCUGAAAUUUUUUUAAGAUUCAUAAUUUAUCUUAUACAUACGAUAUCAUUCAAAUACCUUUGAUUUAUUUUUUAAACCACAACAUUUAUUUCAAAACUAAAAUAUAUGAAAAAUAUUACAUUUACAUUCUAGUUUUUAAGAACAGACUAUGAAUACAAUACAUACGAACUACAUUUUCCUCGCUGCAUAAACUUUCAUUUAUAUUAACAGUGAAGACUUCCUGGAUCUAUACUUUACAAACUAUAAUAUAAUCUAUAGCAGGGGUGUCCAAACCACGGAUCGUGUCUAACAAAUUUUACUAAAAUAAUUAGUAUUAUUCCUUUUUCUGAUGUUUAUAAUAUUUUUCAUUAUAUUAAUAUGAUGCUCGCGACUCUAUCUUAUUGUAGGCCAUUUGUGGUCCAUACGAUUUAAUAUCAUUAAAUAGGUACUUAUGUAUUUAUAAAUAUAAAUAUACACUUAUGCACAAUAUAACUUCUGAAAUAUGAAUAAAGAAUCUACCAAUAGUACUUAUACUAUUAUUUAUAGCUAAAACUAAAAUCUGUUCGAAAACUAUUUUAGAAACAAAUGUUAUCAAUAAUCAUAAUAUUACUAUGUUACUGUUCUAUACUGUUUUAGGUCAUUUGAAAAUCACUGCUUGUUCUAAAUUUUAUGAGAAACUUAUUAAUUUUACAAAAGUGGAAACAUUUUUUAACUAACGUAUAGUUUUAGUUAAUUAUUAGUUAUUAGAUUCUUAUUAUUUCCUGCUUUCACAAAGCUUUAUAUAAAAACGCAAUUUUACACACAUUUAAAAAAACAUCCUUAAAAUUGAAUUAUAACUUUUAAAUCAUAAUAAUAUAUGAUCUAAAUGUAUGAAAUAUUAAAAAAUAUAAAAAUAAUAAUAAUAUUCAAAAAUGUAUUCACUUCGGUAUUCGAAUAUUUGAUAUAUUAUCUGCUUCUACUUAGCAUAAUAUACUAUUAAAAAAAAAUACCAGAAAAAAUUGACCAAUGUUCGAAAGUCCUUGCUCUAUUUACCAUACUUUUUAUCAUCAACUAAAAGUAAAAACAUAAUUCUAAGUUGGACGUAUUUUAUAUUAUUUAUUGUAAGCAUCAUAUCAUUAAUUUUAUUAUAAUUUGGCCAUGUAAGAUAUCUUACAAUUAAAAAUGUAGUCUUUUUUAUAAAAUACCAUAUAAGUAGUUUAGAUUAUCUAAUUAAACUUAUUGUGAAUCGUGUAAUAAUAUUAAUAUAAUAUCUAAGUUAAAUCCUGUUAAUAUUUUAGAAUAAUAUUAAUAAGCUUAUUAAUGAUCAAUAGUAGUUAGUAAUUAGUGGAUAAUAAAAUAUAAUUGUAUUAUUUGU
Molecule: messenger RNA, 7849 nt
Organism: Metopolophium dirhodum (rose-grain aphid)
Lineage: Eukaryota; Metazoa; Arthropoda; Insecta; Hemiptera; Aphididae
Product: neuropeptide CCHamide-1 receptor-like
Exons: 7
Coding region: 644-1867 (407 amino acids)
Biological process (GO): G protein-coupled receptor signaling pathway
Cellular component (GO): membrane
Molecular function (GO): G protein-coupled peptide receptor activity
Source: RefSeq, a predicted model, not a curated record